This is a messenger RNA of Agrilus planipennis (emerald ash borer), 755 nucleotides long. Its product is annotated as cuticle protein CP14.6-like. Gene Ontology annotation, cellular component: chitin-based extracellular matrix. Gene Ontology annotation, molecular function: structural constituent of chitin-based larval cuticle. The transcript has 3 exons. Lineage: Eukaryota; Metazoa; Arthropoda; Insecta; Coleoptera; Buprestidae. The record is from RefSeq and is a predicted model, not a curated record. Bases 48 to 482 code for a protein of 144 amino acids.
AGGUGUCUUUAGUAUGCACCUGUUUAGUUAUUUGUUUACCAUUCAUCAUGUUUGCGCCGCUGGUGUUAAUUUUUUGUGUUGGAUUUGCGACGGCUUUUCCAGCGAUUUCCAUCAGUCGGGAGGAACUUGCGCGGUUUGUUCAAAAUCCAGCAACAGCUUACAUAUUAACGUACAACAGAAACGAUGAUCCUUCGAGAGGUUACGAAUAUGAAGUUGACCAGAGCGAUGGUCAAAGGAAAUACGAACAAGCUCAAGUAGUAAACGCCGGCACCGAUCAAGAGUCGAUUGCUGUUAAAGGAUUUUUCUCCUAUCUAGGACCUGAUGGCAUAAUCUAUACGGUCGGAUAUACAGCAGACGAGAACGGUUUUCAAGCCGAGGGUGAACAUUUGAACAAUUCGGCGAACGCGAAGAGAAGAACACCCCAGUUGGGAAUCCCCUCAGCAGCAGUUGCUUCUCUCGCGGGUGGAGGUUUAGGGAAAUAACACCACGAAAUAUGGUAAUCAUGAACGAUUAACGGGACAACAUUAAGUACAAUUAAUUAAAAAGAAAAAAACGGUUAAUUACACCUCUUUAGUGAGCAAUUCUUCUUAUAACUCGUAACGAAAUAGAUGAUGUUUCGAAGGAAGAUUUAACAUCGCACUGUUGAGUUUAUUAAAGGUUUUCGUACAUUAAUAUAGUGUUUUUUACUUGUCAGUUACAUUUGCAUGUAAUUUCGUUCCAUUUGUGUAUAUAUUUUAUUUAAAUGUUAUAUUAUU